AUGGCCCUGGGAGAAGAAAAGGCAGAGGGGGAGGCAUCCUCAGACAAGAAGGCCCCUUCCUGUGGGAGCUGGAGCCGCAGGGAGCAGGAGCUGAGCCCCGCAGGGCCUGUGCUCGGGGAGCAGCCGCCACGCCUGGAAGCUGAGGGAGGACCCGCCUCCCCUGUUGGGGGCACCGAGGGGCUCCCCAGCCCUACCUGCUAUGGUGGGGUUGGCCCUGGCUUCUCCAGAACCUGCCAGCCACUGGCCAAUGGGGCCAGCAGGGAGCCAGCAGCCGGUGGGUCUAAGCCCGCUCUCAGUUGCAUGACUCCUCCUGCCAGCCUGGAGACUGGAGAUCUGCCCUCUGCGGGAAGCCAGGUGGAGGAGACCAGGCUUCCUGCCCCAGAGGUGGAGGCGCCAUCUCGGACUCGCGCCAUUCCCAGAGCUGCCGCUCUUUGCUCGGGAGACGAUGCUGACGCCGAAGACGACCCGUCCCCUGUGGAGUCGCCGCAGGUGCCAGAGCUCUGCCCACAGUCUCCCAUCCCAGACUUGCCAUGCCCGUCGAGGUGGAGGUCAGCCGUGAGCCCGGGGAUGCCCGCGCCACUGUCUUCCAGCUGCAGCGUGUCGGCCUCCUCCCCUGGCAGCAGUCUCCAGGGUCACCAGGAAAAGGCGGAGCCUCGGGGUGGCUGCCUCGCCAAGGUUUCCUCCUGCCUGGAGCUGGCUGUCCCGCCGUCAGCCCCCUCAGCGGUAGGCCCUGGGCCUCGGCUCCAGUGGUCGCCGCAGCCCGUGUCCUCAGCGGGGGAUGCCCCCGGGCUGGGCAGGAGACGCCUCUCCUUCCAGGCCGAGUACUGGGCCUGUGUGCUGCCCGACGCCCUGCCUCCCUCCCCAGACCGCCGCUCCCCACUGUGGGACCCGAGCAAAGAGUACGAAGACCUGCUGGACUACACCUACCCGCUCAGGCCCGGGCCCCGGCUCCCGAAGCAGCUCGAGAGCCCCGUGCUGGCUGAGCCCGUCCUGCAGGACUCAGGCGUAGACCUCGAUAGCUUCUCCGUGUCCCCGGCCAGCACCCUCAGGUCACCCACUGACGUCUCCCACAGCUGCCCACCCGCCGAGGCUGCCCCCCUGCGGUUCUCUGGGCCCAGAGAGCCAAGCCUUAAGCGGGGGCCCUCUGGAGUACCCCAGAAGCAGGGUGGUGUGGGGUCAGCUUCUUGCAGCCCUUUUGCCUCUACCCCCAGAGCCCCAGGCGGUAGGGCCCCUCCUUGGGUGAGCAGAGAGCCCGCCCGGAGGAACCUGAGGGACUGGCCACCUGUGGGCAGGCACCUUGAGCUGGGCUCUCCACACCUGAGGACACGGCACAGAGGGUGGCCCUCACCCGGGCUGGAGAGGGAGAAGGGGGCCGGCCAGGGCCUCGGGCGCCUCGCCUGCACGGAGUCUGGAUGGAAACCACAAGAGGAGGUGGAAAGUGACGACGAGUAUCUGGCCCUACCCACUCGGCUGACACAGGUUUCUAGCUUGGUUUCGUAUCUGGGCUCCAUUCCCACCUCCGUGCCCCUGUCCACGGAUGCCGCUGGAGGGCAGAGCUCCCUGGAUGUGUCGGACAGUGAUGGGCCAGCUUCCCUCCCAUCAGACUCCAGCCAAAGCCAGCUUCCCUCCAGGGCUACCUUCAGAGGGUCCUGGAGCGCUGAGGACCAGAAGCACCAUUUGCUGCGCUCCUUCGCCCAUGCCAGGCGCUCUGCUGGGGAGGGCAGUCUGGUGAGCGGCCAGGCCCUGGGGGCCUCCUCUGGACCAGUGAGAACACGCGCCUCCUGGUCGGCAGUGUUGGAUCCAGAUGCUGAAGGGCAGCCUCCCAGGAAGGGUGGAGAGCAGGGACGAGAGUCACUCGUGCAGUGCGUGCAGACAUUUUGUUGUCAGCUGGAAGAGCUGAUCCACUGGCUGUAUAACGUUGCAGACACUACUGACCACCUCAUUGCACCCAGAUCCAGCCUUACGGGCCUCAAGUCUUCCCUGCAGCUUUACCGGCAAUUUAAGAAAGAUAUAGAUGAACACCAGUCCCUGACGGAGAGUGUCUUACAGAAAGGGGAGGUCCUGCUUCAGAGCCUGCUGGAUAAUACCCCAGUGUUGAAGGAUGUCCUGGGCAGGAUCUCUAGGCAGCCCAGCGCGCUGGAGAGCCACGCGGAUCGCCUGUACGACACCAUCUUGGCCUCCCUAGACACGCUGGCCGGCUGCACCCUCACUCCCAACAGCACGCCAACGGCGCAUAGGAGCGCCAGUGUGAAGGGUAUUAGCCUGGCAUCUUCUCUGGAAGAGAUGUAA
Rangifer tarandus platyrhynchus (Svalbard reindeer) is the source of this 2289-nucleotide messenger RNA. Lineage: Eukaryota; Metazoa; Chordata; Mammalia; Artiodactyla; Cervidae. The record is from the annotation of a GenBank genome assembly.